CCAGAGCGAGGUGGAAGGAGCGAAGACUCUUGCUCAGCCAGAAGAAAUUCGGGUCCUCCUGCUAGAACCACUGUCGUAUCCAGAGUCUCUCACAGACUGGGUGAUGGUGGAAGCUUUGGGCUGACUUUCAGGAGAGAUGUAAGCUGUAGCUGGGAUAGGAGGGCAGGGCAAAAGGAACAGAAAAUACUGCUGCUUGGAAGUAGUGAAGGCAUCCUGGGGAAGGAAGAGCUUACCAGCCACAGCUGUACCCUACAGUUCUCUAGACUCUUUCAGGACCAGUAGAAAUGAUCACAUCCCAGGGAUCAUUGUCAUUCAGGGAUGUGACUGUGGGCUUCACUCAGGAGGAGUGGCAGCACCUGGACCCUGCUCAGAGGAGCCUGUACAGGGAUGUGAUGCUGGAGAACUACAGCCACCUCGUCUCAGUGGGGCAUUGCACCCCUAAACCAGAAGUGAUCCUCAAGUUGGAGCAAGGAGAGGAGCCGUGGAUAUUAGAGGAAGAGUUUCCAAGCCAGAGUGACCCAGAAUUAAUUAAUAGCAGUAGAAGCUAUUCAAGAAAGUUCAAUGAGUUUAACAAAGGUGGAAAACAGCUCCAUGAUGAUAAGCAUGAAAGAAUUCAUUCUGAAGAGAAACCUUAUGAAUAUAAUAAAAAUAGGAAUGGCCUCUGUCUCGAUGCAGACUUUGUUCAGCAUCAGGAUAUUCAAAUUUUGGAGCAGCCUUUUGAAUACAAUGAAUGUGAGAAAGCUUUUUGUGAGAAUUCACUCUUUGUUAUACAUAAGAAAGCUUACACAGGACAGAACACUUGUGAAUACACUGAAUAUGGGAAAACCUUUUGUGAUUUAUCAUCUCUCAUUGCUCAUCAGAGAACAUAUCCAAGAGAGAAUCACUGUGAAUUUAAUGAAUGUGGAGAAAAUUUCUUUGAGGAAUCCAUUCUCUUUGAACAUCAGAGUGUUCACCUUUUCAGCCAGAAGUCAAACCUCAUUCCAGUUCAGAGAACCCACUCAAUUGACAAUAUAAUUGAAUAUAAUGAAUGUGGAACCUUUUUCAGUGAAAAGUUAGUCUUUGGUGUACAACAGAGAACACACACAGAAAAGCCCUAUGAGUGUCAUGAAUGUGGAAAAUCCUUCAACCAGAAGUCAUCACACACAAGACAUCAGAGAACACACACAGGGGAAAAGUCCUGUGAAUGUCAUGAAUGUGGGAAAACUUUCUACAAGAAUUCAGACCUCAUUAAACAUCAGAGAAUUCAUACAGGGGAGAAACCUUAUGAGUGUCAGGAAUGUGGGAAAUCCUUCAGUGAAAAGUCAACCCUCACUCAACAUCAGAGAACACACACAGGGGAGAAACCAUAUGAAUGUCAUGAAUGUGGAAAAGCCUUCUCAUUUAAGUCAGUCCUUACUGUACAUCAGAAGACACACACAGGGGAGAAGCCCUAUGAAUGUUAUGAAUGUGGGAAAGCCUUUCUCAGAAAAUCAGACCUCAUUAAACAUCAAAGAACUCACACAGGGGAAAAGCCUUACGAAUGUAAUGAAUGUGGGAAAUCCUUCUCUGAGAAGUCAACCCUCACUAAACAUCUGAGAACUCAUACAGGUGAGAAACCCUAUGAAUGUAUUGAAUGUGGAAAAUUUUUCUGCUACUACUCGGGUUUCAUAGAACAUCAAAGAAGACACACAGGGGAGAAACCUUUUGGAUGUAACGAAUGUGGGAAAAACUUCCGUCAGAAGUCAGCCCUAAUUGUUCAUCAGAGAACUCACAUAAGACAGAAACCCUAUGAAUGUAAUGAAUGUGGAAAAUCAUUCUGUGUGAAGUCAAAACUCAUUGCACAUCAUAGAACACACACAGGGGAGAAACCCUAUGAAUGUAAUGUUUGUGGAAAAUCAUUCUAUGUGAAGUCAAAACUCACGGUACAUCAGAGAACACAUUUGGGGAGAAACCCUAUGAAUGUAAUAAAUGAGGGAAAUCACUGUGGGUGAAGUCAAGAGUUUAUAGAUCAAAGAACACAAAAGGGGAGAAACAUCAAUUAAUAUAAUUUUGAGAGUACCUUUAGUCUAAUGUCAGUUCUCACAAUACAGUAGACAACUUUCAGAGGGAAGAAAAUAAUAUGAAGAUAUUAAAUAUAGGAAGUUUUUCUACUGGAAUUUGGAUAUAUCAGAAAACUCAGAGUGGAGAAAACCUAUUGGUAAAUGAAUAUAGGGAACUUUUUGCUCAAAGCCGCACAUCACUAAACAUCAGAGAAAUCACACAGGGUAGAAACCUCUGUCAGCUCCAUGGGGUAGAGAAGACUUCAUCCACAAGUCAGCGAAAAUGCACAAGCUAUAAGAAAUUGUUUACUAUGAAGUGGUAUUUUAUGGGACUUGUGUGAAAUGCUUGAAGUAGCAUCUCAGUAGGCAUCAGAUAGUUACUGGAGAAAAUACUUUUAAUUUUUUAAAAUGUGUGGAAGCUUUAAGUUAAAAUUUAUCAUAUAUCAGAUUUUGAAUUGAAGGGUAUCUAGCAGUUUAGGAAAUGUGGAGAAUGUUUUUCAUUUAGAAAUAGCAUUUUGCUUUGUUAAAAUACAAUAUGGUUCAUUGCU
This is a messenger RNA of Diceros bicornis minor, 2566 nucleotides long. RefSeq names its product zinc finger protein 37A-like. Lineage: Eukaryota; Metazoa; Chordata; Mammalia; Perissodactyla; Rhinocerotidae. The transcript has 5 exons. Gene Ontology annotation, biological process: regulation of DNA-templated transcription. The coding region runs from base 285 to 1970 and encodes 561 amino acids. The record is from RefSeq and is a predicted model, not a curated record.